Eleginops maclovinus (Patagonian blennie) is the source of this 2383-nucleotide messenger RNA. It is a transcript of the gene eif2ak1, whose product is annotated as eukaryotic translation initiation factor 2-alpha kinase 1. Gene Ontology annotation, molecular function: ATP binding; eukaryotic translation initiation factor 2alpha kinase activity. The transcript is spliced from 15 exons. The record is from RefSeq and is a predicted model, not a curated record. Lineage: Eukaryota; Metazoa; Chordata; Actinopteri; Perciformes; Eleginopidae. The coding region runs from base 223 to 2178 and encodes 651 amino acids. Gene Ontology annotation, biological process: protein phosphorylation. Gene Ontology annotation, cellular component: nucleus; cytoplasm; cytosol.
GUUGAAUCAUGGCCGUCUAUGGACAUGAAGACGGUUUGCUAAUUCAUAGAGAAAUCAUUUACUGUGUUUUAUGUAACAUUCAGAUGAUCUAAACACGGAAUUGAUCAAGUAUUUUAACGUCGCUUACUGCAGACAUAACAUAGUUGAAUUGACUGUGACCAGCGUUUUAAAAUAAGUACUUUAUUUUGACAAGUCACCAUCUUUUUUUACACACACACAAUAAUGUACAGUUCGUCAUCAAAAGGGCACCUGAGGUCGGAGGAUUGUUCUGGAAGCAGCAGUAACUUGUUGAUCCUGCAGAGACAUGAGGUGGACAUAAACGUUAGUCUGUUAAAUCUGGCAAGCGAGGAGGACGAUGAAGUCCAGUUUGACACUUCUGACACAGAUAAUAACCGUGAGGUCUUGAUGGCUGGAAAACAUUACCCAUCUAUCCAAGAAUUUGCCUCCGCGAUCCCCAACCACCUCCUCCUGGGCUCUCUCCUGGAGCACCUGUGCUUCGUCUAUGAGACAAACCCGGCUCGCUCACGUACGCUGUUCAAAGUCAUUGGCCAGCGUUUAGCCGCCCUGAACCUCCUCUCACCUUUAGCCUUCAGUGAUGAGUUCAGCACGGUCAGACUGCAGCACAACCGGGCCUUCACCGAGCUGCUGCAUGCUGCCAGCUCCUCGCUGUACCCACAGGGCCAACAAGGUCUCGGGUCCAACACGCACAAUCCUGCUGUAAGACCUAAGGAGGGACUGUUUCAAGCGCAGACAUCCCGCUAUCUAAGUGAAUUUGAAGAAAUGCUUUGUCUUGGAAAAGGAUCAUAUGGAAAUGUUUUUAAGGUUAUGAACAAACUGGAUGGACAGUAUUAUGCUGUGAAGAAAAUCCUCAUCAAAAAAGUUUCAAAGGAUGACUGCAUGAGGGUCCUCAGAGAAGUGAAAGUGUUGUCCAGCCUGCUUCAUGUGAAUGUUGUGGGCUAUCACACUGCGUGGAUGGAGCACGUUCAGCCCGCAGCAUAUCCUAAGUCCCUGCUGCCUGCACUGGAGUCACCUGAAAAAUACGACAGCUCUGUUGUGAGCUCUGACAGCAGCAGCCACUCUUCAUCAAUAGUUUUCCAAAGCCAGAGUCAAGCAGCUACAGAUUCAGAAGGGAAUGAUCCACCAAGAGAGACGGAGCCCGUCACAGCUUUAGUCCCAACAGCAGAGAAUGGCCAGGUGGUUUGUCCCAAAAUGAUGCGGCGGAUUCCCAAUAACUACGUCCCCUGUGUGUUCCUGGGACAGCGAGGACCCCCGAAGAGCUCCAAAUGUCCCGCCAUGAGCAGCUCAGCGCUGUUAGAGGACGGGUCCAGCAGGAACAGCAUCGAGCUGAACAACAACUCCUGCAUCGACAACGAGUUCCAGGAGUGGGCUGAGCAUCGCACCACAAAGCCUUCUAAAGAGGUCCAGUUCCACCUCAUGCUCUACAUCCAGAUGCAGCUUUGCGAGCGCUCGCUGAAGGACUGGAUCUCUGAGAGGAACACCAAGCCAAAAGAAGAACAAACCCCGAGAUGUCCUUAUGGAUGUGUUGACACUGAACACACACUCAGCCUGCUGAGGAAGAUACUUGAAGGAGUGGAGUACAUUCACUCCAGAGGAAUCAUGCACAGAGAUCUGAAGCCGAGAAACAUUUUCCUCCAUGGUCAUGACCGCCAUGUUCGCAUUGGGGACUUUGGUUUGGCCUGUAAGGACAUCCUCAUGGACGGCCUUAAAAGCUCCAGCUCUCGCAGCACUGAUCCCUCACAUACCACAGGUGUUGGUACCUUUGUGUAUGCUGCACCAGAACAACUGAAGGGCUCCUUUUAUGAUUCAAAGUCUGACAUGUACAGCAUUGGAGUCCUGGCUCUGGAGCUUUUCCAGCCCUUUGGGACAGAGAUGGAGCGCGUCCGGACCCUCGGGGACCUGAGAGAGGGGAAAAUCCCAGACUCGUUCUGCCAGCGAUGGCCGGUUCUGAGUAAAUUUGUCAUGAAGCUGACGAGUAAAGAGCCAGCUGUUCGGCCCAAAGCCAGCGAACUUCUGCAGAGUGAACUCUUCUGCAGUAAAGACGUUGUGAUCCAUGGUUUGCAGAAAAAGGUUGAAGAGCAAGAGGAAGAGAUCAUGCAGCUCAGGAGACAGAUCAGUCGACUUCAGAGCUCAGAUUCCUCUGAGUCGGACAAGACUUGAUGCUUAUUGAUCAAAAUCCUCCAAAGACUUUCUAAACUUGAUUUAUUCAACCAUUGCUGUACCAUGUUUUGCUCGCUUGGUACAAAUGGCAGAGAGUGUGUGUCUGCAUGUGUACUCAUUACACUGUGUAUUGUACACCUGAAUGUAAAGGUGCAAUUAUUUAUUUUCAUUCAGCUGUUCAAUAAAAACUACUGCUGCUACAUCA